UUCCCUUAAGUCGUAUUCACUCCCUUCGCUCGGCUGCUACUCACAGAGGUGGCGAUCCUCCCCUUCGCUCGAAAUUCCUCGUCGUUCGGCCCGUCGCCGGUCGGAACCCGCAAGGCCCCCGAGCCGCGCCGGGAGCAGCAAUCGCGAUCGGCGGUUCCCGGAAAUGCCGCCGAAGAAGGAAGCGCCCGUGGUCGUCGACAUCGAGAGCAGCGACGACGAAGGCUCCGUAGAAGUGGUGAGACGGGUCGCCGACGACGACGACCGUAAACCGGCGAUCAGCAACGCGGCGAGAAUCGCCGCGAUUGCUCCGCCUCCGCCUCCGCCUCCGGCGGCCGCCGGCGACGGCCUAGAGUCUCGAAGCUUCUGGAAAGCCGGGAACUAUGCGGUGGCGCCCGAUAUGAAGCUGGCUUCCGAUUCGAGCCUGCUGGAAUAUGCUCGUGUCCAUCCCAAGUUUCUUCACUCUAACGCGACUUCUCACAAAUGGGCAUUUGGAGCAAUUGCCGAGCUCCUGGACAAUGCUGUAGAUGAGAUACGUAAUGGGGCAACGUUCGUGAAAAUUGACAAAAUUGAUAUCCUCAAGGACAACUCCCCAGCAUUACUGAUCCAAGAUGAUGGAGGUGGAAUGGAUCCAGAUGGUAUCAGGAAAUGCAUGAGCUUGGGGUAUUCUUCAAAGAAGUCGAACACUACGAUAGGACAAUAUGGAAAUGGAUUCAAGACAAGUACAAUGAGACUAGGUGCUGAUGUAAUUGUUUUUACUCGUGCUAUUCGUGCUGGCCGAGCAACCCAAAGCAUUGGGCUUCUAUCGUACACCUUUUUGAGGACCACCGGGCAGGAUGAUGUCAUUGUCCCAAUGAUAGAUUUCGAUAUCUCUGGUCACUGGACUGAACCGAUAAUCUAUGGCUCAAAGAAUGAUUGGUCUGCCAAUUUGCAAACUAUCCUCGAAUGGUCUCCUUUUGCAUCAAGGGGGGACCUAAUGCAACAGUUCGAGGAUAUUGGGUUACACGGAACCAAAGUCCUUAUUUACAAUUUGUGGCUGAACGAUGAAGGCAUAUAUGAAUUAAGUUUUGAUGACGAUGAAGAGGAUAUCAUGCUGAGAGAUGAAGCUAAUCAGGGAAGUGCGACAAGUUUAAACAAACGGACAGCUGCAGUCCAAGCACAUAUAUCUUACCGGUUGCGCUAUUCAUUGAGGGCAUAUGCUUCCAUACUAUAUCUCAGAAAAUUUACGAACUUCAAGAUUUUAUUGAGGGGGAAACCAGUUGACCAGUAUAUCAUUGCGGAUGACUUGAAAUACUCGAAGGUUGUAUCAUAUAAACCCCUAGCUGCGGCAGCAUCAAAAGAGGUUGCUGUGGAAACAACCAUUGGCUUUAUAAAAGAGGUUGAUCAUGUUGGAAUUUGUGGAUUUAAUGUGUACCAUAAGAAUCGCCUCAUCCGGCCUUUCUGGAAAGUCACCAGUGAUGGGUCUUCAAAAGGAUACGGUGUUGUUGGAGUUUUAGAGGCAAAUUUUAUAGAGCCUGCACAUGACAAGCAAGAUUUCGAGAGGUCAUCAUUAUUCAUCCGACUGGAAGCUAAGCUGAAGCAGAUACUUUCAGAAUACUGGAAAAGUUACUGUCACCUUAUUGGUUAUCAGCCUCCUGGUUUUAAGGCGCAGAAGGUGCAAAAGGGAAAUCUAAGUCCCAUGGGGGUAGAAACAAAUGCGCAGAAACAGUCCAGAGAAAGUCAUCACUUGGCCAGUGUCUAUGAAGGAGUGCAACUAAAUCCAUCAACUGUUAGUGUUGCUGCUAAUGUCAGGCGGGUUUCCAUUGAUGGGCAAUCUAAUAAUCGCAAAGAAUUGUCUGUUAAUCAGCCCAUUGUUGGAUCUGCAAUGGGUUCAGAAAAUGCAUCAACCAAUGGUAUUGAGUCGAUGUCCUUAGAUCAGAUCUGUGAUGAGAAUUUACAACUCUUUAUGAGGCUUCAGGGACACAAGGAGAAAGAGACUGAGCUGCUAGAGAUGAUACAGAAGGUGGAGAAAGAGUUGGAGGAAACUCGGAGGAAAUGUGCAUCUCUUUCUUCAUAUAUAGAGACUCAAAGGAAACAAAAUCUAUUGCAACAGCAUGCUCGAAAAGUCUAGGUAUUGGGAGUGCUCCAAACAGAGUCGGCUGGUAAGUUUGGUUUGUGUGGGAGUUUGGUGCAAUACAUUUGCCAAUUCCCAUGUGUAAAAAUUAGCUAGACGUAGAACCUCACAUGUACAAGGUCAUUGUCAUAAAUCUCAAUGAUUUUCCACUCCUUGCUUUUGCGUUUCCAAAGGGGGUGUCCUUGCUUUCGUAACAAUGAUUUAAAACUUACCUAGUCUUCCCUUGGGUAGUUCCAUUUCCUGUGAAGCAUGUGCACGUUGAUGCGUAGAAGAGGCACAUGCUUGUGUGCUUUUCCUCUCAGAUUCAUUGAAUAUAUUAUCCAUAUGUGUAGGCGUAGUUCAAUUA
Eucalyptus grandis is the source of this 2456-nucleotide messenger RNA. Its product is annotated as protein MICRORCHIDIA 2. Gene Ontology annotation, cellular component: nucleus. Gene Ontology annotation, molecular function: ATP hydrolysis activity. NCBI's taxonomy places the organism in Eukaryota, Viridiplantae, Streptophyta, Magnoliopsida, Myrtales, Myrtaceae. The record is from RefSeq and is a predicted model, not a curated record. The transcript is spliced from 18 exons. The coding region runs from base 164 to 2107 and encodes 647 amino acids.